GGGAGAGAACGGACAAUCAAUCACCCGAGUCGCGAAUCGAACCCAGGUUCCCCCUUUGUUCCUUCCUGAUUCGCCACUCGACACAGGACGAUGACGGGCGUGCGCCUCCCACACUGCCAUCCCAAAUUCCGCUCAUCGCCUUCUGCGAGGUGACCAACUCGGGGCACGCCUCGCGGCCUUUAGGGGCCACAAUUAUGAAGGCGGCGGCGGUGGGGAUGUCCGCGAGCUGCCUCCCAUCCUCUAAUUGCCGGUAAUUUCACGGCGUCCUUGGGAGCAUUAUCGGUCACGUCCCAGUUGCAUAUCCCCAGCCGGGCUAAUGAGGUGGGUGGGAGGGUCGCUUUUAUAAGGCCGCGCUGCACCGUGCUUGGCAAGUUUGGGGGAUUUCUUUCGUGCUCUUCUUGAAACCACGGGUCAGGCGUCUGCCGACUGACGUGCUGCUGCUGCUGCUGAUGUGCUGCUGAUGUGCUGCUGAUGUGCUGCUGAUUGUAUUUUUGUUUUUGAAUCUCUUUACCGCGAGUCGACUCGACGGCCUCUGUAAUCAUGGCCAGCUAUUCGGACAGGAGCGAGCUGUCCGUGGUGCUGAAUGAACUUUGGCGAGCCGACAUCAAUCGGCUCACCCCGUGCACCGAUUACUCCAUCUGCCUGCAGGCCGAGGCCAGCCCACGUGGACACACGGACGAGGCUCCCAAGCGACUCUUCCACUUCGUGGACGAGAAGAAGCUGAAGGGAAUGAAGACCUACUCGAGCUUCAUGGCAAUGCUGGACAACUACGAGGCUGGCGUGGGGACUCCGGAAUGUCUGAGCGCAGAAGAGUUGAAGGAAAUUGACGACUUCCUUGACGCCGUGAUGGAGACCCAAGUCGUGAAGAUCGCACACAAGUAUCUCGUCUCAAAGGGCUGUUCCUCACCCGACACGGACGCCUUCAAGAAGCAGUUAUUCCAGAUCUGGUUCGAGCUCUACAGCAGGAGCGAUAAAACCGAGCCGGACUCGUGCGGCUUCGAGCACGUGUUCGUGGGCGAGACGCGUCGCCGUGACGUCACAGGCUUCCACAACUGGCUGCAGUUCUACCUGCAGGAGAAGCGUGGCGCUGUCGACUACCACGGUUACGUCUCCAAGCGCAAGCGCUGCGCAAAGCCCGACGAGGAGGACCAGCUGAUCGCGGUGCAGUUCACCUGGAAGGGCCUCGUCAAGCCGAUCGGCGGCUCCUUCAUCGGCACCAGCCCCGAGUUCGAGCUGGCGCUCUACACCAUCUGCUUCCUGCUGUGCGAGGGCCACUCCACCACCACGCCAGUCGACAUCGACGUCUACCACUGCCACGUGAUCGUGCACCGCAAGGGGCCGCACGUCGCCACGGCCUACCCGGUCCUGCUCGAGAUCAACCGCGAGCCCUUCGAACUGGGACGGGCGGCCGACGACGACUUCGGUGUCGGCGUCGGCGGCUCCGGCGGCGGCUCCGGCGGCGGCCCCGGCGGCCCGCCCGACGCCUCCGUCACGCUGCGGCGCGAGGCCGGGGGUGACGGCGACGGCGGCCGCGGGCCUUCGCCUGACCCCGGGCGCUUGCCCGGUGCCGGUGAGAACGCGGCGGAGGGCGGCGCCGACGGCGCCGACGGCGCCGGCCUCCGCGUCGAGGUGCUGCCCCCAACGCCGCGGGGUUCCUGCUGCUCUGGCUGCUGCCCCGACGAGACGCCCGAACAUAGCUCGAGGCCCAAAGUCGUCGGGGUGGCGGUGGGGGAGGAGCCGGGAUCCUGCUGCUGUCCCGCCCCCUCCUCCCCCUGCUGCUGCUCCUCCUGCCGACACCAACACGGAGGUCACGCCGGAGGUCACGCCGGAGGUCACGCCGGAGGUCACGCCGGGGAGCAUCGCGGCUGUCUGCCGGCCGUGACGGCCUGCCGCGGACGGGCCGCGACGCCGCUCGACGGCCCGGGCGUCCGCGGGUGGUGGCAGCGGCACCACCACCACCACCACCACGACGAGCGCUGCCGCGUCGGAGAGUUUCACGGCCGCGGAUGCCUCGGCUGCCGCCACCACCGACAAUCUCGGCACCGCCACGACGAAUGCCCCACGUGGAAUGAGCGCUCGUUCCCGCUGCCGUCUCAUUCCACGGCGGCGGCGGCGGCAGCCCCGUGCUGUCCCGCCGACGCGGCCGCGGCCGCCGGCGCCGCCGCGGCGCCGCUGGCGGCGUGCUCCAGCGGUGACGAAGCAAAACCCGCCGACCACGACCAGCGCCCGGACGGCGGCGUCGUGUCGACGAUCUGCGGCAGCAUCCUGCCACUCGCGCCCAACUACCUGACGCACCCCACCGCCGGCGCCGGCGCGGCCACCGCGACCGCCGCGGCCGCCCCCUUAGAUCUGUACGAGGCCCUGGGCCUCAACAAAGUGGCGCGGGGCGCGCAGGGCCCGCGACCGGCGCCCGCCGACUCGCCCUCCUACAAAACGGCGUCGGACGACGGUGGGACCCUGGGGCGCCACUGCGCGCGGGCCACGGGCUACGCUGGCAAUCGCCGGACGUCGGCCGGAGCGAUGCCGCUGCAAGCGCCGAAGGCUCAUCCGGCCCACGUCGGCGCUUCGAGGGGUCUCGGAGUGUCCGGGUUCCACUACGCCAGACCGGCGUAUUUCGCAAACGCCGGCUGCGGCGGCAGGGAAGGCCUAGCCUACGGUCGACGGCAGUCAGUGGGCUGGUGCGGUGCCGGAGUUGGUCACCCACAGCUGGGUUGGUCCCAGGGAGGGUGGAUCGGGUACCGGCACGGGCACCUAGGGUCGAGCCUGGGUCUACGUCAGGGGUCGGGACUUGCCCAUGUGGGGUUGGGGUCGGGGCAUACCCAUGUAGAAUCAGGCCACGGCCAACUAGGGUCCGGCCACGCCUAUCUAGGGUCAGUCCACGGCCAACUUGGGUCCGGCCACGCCUAUCUAGGGUCAGGCCACGGCCAACUUGGGUCCGGCCAUGCCUAUCUAGGGUCAGGCCACGGCCAACUUGGGUCCGGCCAUGCCUAUCUAGGGUCAGGCCACAGCCAACUUGGGUCAGGCUAUGCCUAUCUAGGGUCAGGCCACACCCUGCUUGGAUCAACCAAACCCCAUGUAGGGUCAGGUCACGCCCAUGUAGGGUCAGGCCACGCCCAUGUAGGAUCAGGCCAUGCCCAACUUGGGUCAGGCCAUGCCCAACUUGGGUCAGGCCACACCCAUGUAGGGUCAGGCCACGCCCAACUUGGGUCAGGCCACGCCCAUGUAGGGUCAGGCAAAACCGAUGUAGGACCAGGCCACGCCCAACUUGGGUCAGGCCACAACCAAUUUGGGUCAGGCCACGCCCAUGUAGGGUCAGCCAAAGCCCAUGUAGGGUCAGGUCACGCCCACAUAGGAUCAGGUCACACUCACGCAGGAUCAGGCCACGCCCACGUAGGGUUAGGCCAUGCCUAUAAAGAGUCAGGCCAUGCCCAUCUUGGGUCAGCCAAAGCCCAUGUAGGAUCAGGCCACGCCCAUGUAGGAUCAUGCCACGCCCAAGUUGGGUCAGGCCACACCCAACUUGGGUCAGGCCACGCCUAUAAAGAGUCAGGCCAUGCCCAACUUGGGUCAGGCCAUGCCCAUGUAGGAUCAGCCAAAGCCCAUGUAGGGUCAGGCCACGCCCACAUAGGAUCAGGUCACACCCACGCAGGGUCAGGUCACACCCACGUAGGAUUAGGCCACGCCCAUGUAGCGUCAGGCCACGCCCAUGUAAAUGUGGACCAUGCGCACAUUAAAUCGGACCAUGCCUACAAGGAACUGGGCAAGCUGACACAGUUAAGCUAUGUCCGGUUAGGAUCGGGCCUUGUCGACUUAGGAUCAGGCCAUGCCCACAAGGUGUCUGGUCGUUCGACUGAAUGGGGAUCAGGCCACGCCUACACUGGGUUAGGCCACGCCCAAACUGGGUCAGGUCACGCUCACGUGGGGUUAGGUCAUGCUCACAAGGGACUAAGCCACGCCCACAAGAGUUGAGAUCAUUCCCACAUUGGGCGAGGCCACUCCCGCACUGGGUCAGGCAACGCCCACACUGGGUUAGGCCACGCCCACUCAGAGUUAGGCCACGCCCACACAGGGCACUACCAAUCGUCCCACGAGCUGUAUACUCACCGGCAAAAGUAGCUCCAGAACUCCUUUUAACUAAACAGCAAUUCGAUAAAAAAAUGUAAACCUCCGAUUAAAGGAUUCGUGAUCUAACUGAAGAUUUAUUACCGACGGUCAUUGAUUGUCCACAACAACAAAAAUGAUGCUCGUUGUAAUUACUGGCGAAAUCUCAUACUCAGAUUGUAAAUGUUGUGGAUUUAC
Petromyzon marinus (sea lamprey) is the source of this 4296-nucleotide messenger RNA. RefSeq lists its product as uncharacterized. The record is from RefSeq and is a predicted model, not a curated record. Lineage: Eukaryota; Metazoa; Chordata; Hyperoartia; Petromyzontiformes; Petromyzontidae. Gene Ontology annotation, molecular function: RNA endonuclease activity.